Molecule: messenger RNA, 1100 nt
Organism: Sander lucioperca (pikeperch)
Lineage: Eukaryota; Metazoa; Chordata; Actinopteri; Perciformes; Percidae
Product: C-type lectin domain family 4 member F-like
Exons: 10
Coding region: 1-792 (263 amino acids)
Source: RefSeq, a predicted model, not a curated record
AUGGUUUGCCAUGAAGAGGAUCAUCGAUAUGGAAACGUCCCUGACCCCUCAGCCAAGAGGGUUGAAUCAAAGAUCUGCUCUGAUGAAGACAGGAACGUGGCUGCUGCAGAGCCCGGUAUAAAACGGUACAGGCUGGCUGCUGUGAUCCUUGGACUCCUGUGUGUGCUACAAGCUGCUCUCAUCAUUUUCCUUCUUCUUUCUCUCUUUUCAGAGAGAGACGAGUUUAAGAGAACCAACGUUGAUGUUGAGGCUGGUUUCAAAAACCUGACUGAGGAGAGAGAUGACCUGAAGAGGAAGCUGAAUAACUCAGUUUCAGAGAGAGACGCCUUGAAGAGAACCAACUUGGAUGUUGAGGCUGGUUUCAAAAACCUGACUGAGGAGAGAGAUGACCUGAAGAGGAAGCUGAAUAACUCAGUUUCAGAGAGAGACGCCUUGAAGAGAACCAACUUGGAUGUUGAGGCUGGUUUCAAAACCCUGACUGAGGAGAGAGAUGAUCUGAAGAGGAAGCUGAAUAACUCAGCUCAAGGAGGAUGGGAGUAUUUCAACGGUAGUUUCUACUACAUUUCUUCUAUCGAGAAAACCUGGCAACAGAGUAGAGAUGACUGUCGUCAAAAGGGUGCAGACCUUGUGAUUAUCAACAGCAAAGAAGAACAGGAUUUCACAAGAAAAUUUAAGAAGAGUCUGUGGAUUGGCCUGACUGACUCAGAGACAGAGGGGACGUGGAAAUGGGUGGAUGGGACUCCACUGACCACAAGGUUCACACAUUUUUAUCAUUCGGUCCAUUCAAACUAAAUCACUAUCUUGUGCUUCUUGGGUUGUGUUCUCUGAUAAAAGCUCUUUUUUUCAGCUACUGGAUUUCCGGGGAGCCUAACGAUGUGAACGAUGAAGACUGUGUGGAAAUACAGAAUUUUUAUUCAGAAAAAAGCUGGAAUGAUCGAAGAUGUUCCCUUCCACUUAACUGGAUCUGUGAAAUGAAAGUCCGUCAAUAACUCUGCAACCAAACCCACCAGACAGAAAACUAAGGAUGAUAAAUAUAGUGCAUAUAGUACAAUUUAAAUCUUCACAUAAGCAACCUGAAUAUGCUCAUGUGAACACAUAAU